This is a messenger RNA of Perkinsus marinus ATCC 50983, 890 nucleotides long. RefSeq lists its product as hypothetical. NCBI's taxonomy places the organism in Eukaryota, Perkinsozoa, Perkinsida, Perkinsidae. The transcript has 7 exons. The coding region runs from base 1 to 837 and encodes 278 amino acids. The record is from RefSeq and is a predicted model, not a curated record.
AUGUCUCUGGUGAGCGCCAGUGUAGCCGCUGCCAGCCAGGGCGCUGCUGGUGCCAUCGUUGGAGCCCUCAUCGCCAGUGUCACCGACCCAGUCACCAACAGGGUACUCGUGGAGAGGUGUUCCCUCAAGCAGGCACUGGCUGAGGUUGACGUCGAGAGGUCUAUAAAGUACUUUCAAACCACUCUGCCCACCAAUUUUAUUAAGUUCCCGUUGUUUGAAGUCCUCAACGAGAUCAUUCGCCGCGUCGACAUCCCCAAGGAGCUGCGCGGCGUCAUCACUGGUAUCAUCUUUACCACGGCUACCCUGCCCAUCACCAACUACCGCUUCAACAAGUCUAUGAACAGAGAAGUGGCCCUCACCGACUCUUCUCUGUGGACAGCAUACCUCCCCACCGUGGUUCGGGACGUUAUCUAUGCUAAUUCUCGUAACACCAUAGCUGCCUUUAUGGCGAGGACUUUCCCUAACGCAUCGGACUCGACCGUUGGGCGCAUAUCUACCAUGUUUGUUACGGUGGUUUUGGCCUGCAUCAUCUCCGCACCUGGCAACGAGUGGAGGGGAUACUCUCUCCAGAGACCGGACAGGAAGAAGAGCCCGAAAGAGUUUUUCCAGCUUGAGAGGUUCCUGAGGUCAACCAUCGUGGGAGCCUGUGUGAUGGGAACGAGUCUUGGCGUGGCGACAGUUGUCGGACCUCCGGUGCAGCAAGCUCUACCAAAAUUGAAGGAUCCCAAGGUAUUUUCAAUCAUCGUUCUGUUGGCUGUAUACUUCAUCGCUAAGAAGGGUUGCCGUAAAGAAGAGAAGGCCAAGGUGACUAGCACAUCUGAGUCUUCUUCUGCCUGAGAGUACGAUGAUGACACCCGAUGAGUUGCCUCGUGUAUCAUGCGCGUUUUCAU